Molecule: messenger RNA, 1979 nt
Organism: Triplophysa rosa
Lineage: Eukaryota; Metazoa; Chordata; Actinopteri; Cypriniformes; Nemacheilidae
Gene: cyp7b1
Product: cytochrome P450 7B1
Exons: 6
Coding region: 85-1602 (505 amino acids)
Biological process (GO): cholesterol homeostasis; bile acid biosynthetic process
Molecular function (GO): steroid hydroxylase activity; heme binding; iron ion binding
Source: RefSeq, a predicted model, not a curated record
UAUCUUAGCAUGCUGGGUGUUGGAUAAGCGAUUCUUCAUAAAGGGAUUGUUCUGUGUUUGUCGCUGAGAGGAAAAGCCUUGAUAAUGUUGCAUUAUUUAUUGACGAUCUUUUUGGGUUUGAUGUCCGUAUUGUUGCUUUGUGCUCUGUAUGGACGGAGGCGAAAAGAAGGUGAGCCUUCGCUCAUUAAAGGCUGGAUUCCGUUUCUGGGGAAAGCUUUGGAAUUCAGAAAAAACUCUCAUCAGUUUCUUACAAACCUGCAAAAGGAGCAUGGAGAUGUUUUUACUGUACUUAUAGCAGGGAGAUACAUGACAUUUGUGAUGAACCCUCUCCUGUAUCCAUCUGUGAUCAAACAUGGCAAACAGUUGGAUUUCCACAAGUUUUCUGACAGCGCGGCAUCCAAGGCGUUUGAUUAUCCACCGGUACAGAGUCCCCGCUUUCCCGGAAUGAGUGACAGCAUUCAAAAGAUGUACAGUCUCCUGCAGGGGUCCGCCCUUGACCCGCUCACUACUAGCAUGAUGGGAAAUCUUCAGAGAAUCCUGCGACGUCUUUUUUCAUCUGGAGAGUGGGCAGAGCCUAAUAGUGAUUGGCAGGAGGCGGAUCUGUAUGAGUUUUGUAAACGUGUAAUGUUUGAGGCCACAUUUAAAACUCUGUACGGACAGUCGCAGCACCUUCAGCUGGAUGAGCUACGAGAGGACUUUGAGAAAUUUGAUGCCUCUUUCCCUUUACUAAUGGCACAAGUUCCCAUCGGUUUGCUGAGGAACACAAAGAAAAUCCGUAAGAAGCUGAAGAAUUUUUUCCAGCCUAACAGGGUGGCAGAAUGGAAUGCGCCCUGUGAGUUCAUACAGUCCCGAACGGCCCUGUUCCAACAAUAUGAUACGCUUCAAGACCAAGAUAUUGCAGCGCAUCAUUUUGCCAUGCUGUGGGCAUCGGUUGGAAACACUAUGCCAGCUGCCUUCUGGUGUCUGUACCACCUGCUGUCCCAUCCAGAAUCCUUAGCAGCAGUACGAGCAGAGAUUGUGGAUGUGGUUGGACAGAAUAACAUUCAGUCCAUUUAUACAGGGGACAUCACGAUCACACGAGGACAACUAGAUCAAAUGGUUUACUUAGAGAGUUCAGUAAAUGAGAGUUUACGUCUCUCCUCUGUAUCGAUGAACAUCCGUGUAGUUCAGGAAGACUUCUGUUUGCGUUUGGAUGCCCGGCAUUCUGUCAACCUACGCAAAGAUGACAUCGUUGCUCUAUACCCCCAAAGCACGCACCUUGACCCUGAAAUAUACGAUCAGCCUCAGCGGUUCCAAUUUGACCGUUUUGUAGAAGACGGAAAGGAUAAAACAGAGUUUUACAAAUUCGGUCAAAAAGUCAGAUACUAUCGCAUGCCUUUCGGCUCUGGGGCCACACAGUGUCCCGGACGAUUUUUUGCAACCAAUGAACUCAAGCAGUUUGUGUGUUUGACUUUGCUGAUGGGUGAAAUGCAGUUGCUGCACGGCCAGCAGGAGCCGACACUGGACACCAGCCGAGCUGGCCUGGGCAUUUUGCCACCCGCCAAUCACAUUCCUUUCAGAUACAGAAAAACACAGGAUCCAAUGAACAGAGGAAUAAUUUGACAAAAGUACUGUUACUUGCUCAUUCCAUACACAGAGCAAUCUGAAUCAAUGUUUUACACACUACAUUACACAGCAGCUUCCAUUUAUCCGUUCCGUACAUCACUUGCCCUUAUUGGGGUCUCAAAGAGCCCUGGCGUGUAUCCCAGCUACCUCUUACCAAGGCAGAGAAACACCAUUCCAUCACAGUAUACAACAUUGUUUAUCAUAAAUAUUAUAUUGUAAAAAAGUAUAAACAACCCAAUGCUAAAUAUUCCAAGCAUGCAUAUUUGGAUAUGUACUUGGUUCAAGGGAACGUGUGCCUCACUCAUUGAAGUAUUAAACUUUUUUUUUUUAAUGUUUAAAAAAUCAACUUGUAACAAUUAUAACAUUUCACAUCA